Messenger RNA from Symbiodinium pilosum, 3426 nucleotides. NCBI's taxonomy places the organism in Eukaryota, Dinophyceae, Suessiales, Symbiodiniaceae. The record is from the annotation of a GenBank genome assembly.
AUGCCGGAGAUGCAGGGCGAAAAACGUCCACUGGAUCCAGAUCCGGAUGAUGAUGACGACGACGAUGAUGAUGAUGGAUUCGGCCCCAUGCCUGUUCCUGCACCAGCGCAGACAAAGCCAAAACGCAAAAAGGUGCUCAAAAAUGCCCACGUGUACUUGGACAAUUUGCCCAAGGGAGAGAUGUACGAGAAGAGUUUUAUGCAUCGAGAUGUGGUUCAUUUGGCAGUGUGCAGCAAUGCCACUGGCUUCCUCGUGACGGGCAGUGAGGAUGGUCAUGUCAAGUUCUGGAAGAAACAAUACGAGGGCAUUGAGUUCGUCAAGCAUUACCGGGCACAUCUAGGAAAGCUGCAAGCCAUGGUCAUUUCACAGGAUGGAAGGUUACUAGCCACCAUUGGCGAUGACAAUGCGCUGAAGCUUUUUGAGGUCACGUCCUUUGACAUGAUCUGCAUGAUCAAGCUGAAGUUCAAGCCACUUCAAGUGGAGUUUGUUCAUAAGAAGAAUGCCCCAACCUCGCUUGUCGCUGUGUCUGACACAGACUCUGGGAAGGUGCACAUCCUGCAGCCUGAAAGCGGCACAGCUGACCCUUUGCGCACCCUGGAGGUGCACUCCGAGCCUGCGCAUGCCAUCAGGUACAAUCCUUGGGUCCAUGCCUGUGUUAGUGCUGACAAAUCAGGGGCACUUGAGUUGUGGGACCCGGACACGCUGGAGAUGCCGAACAAGGAAUCACGCCCUGGAAGGCUCAGAUUUGAAAUCAAAAGUGAAACUCACAUGUACGAGCUGCGCAAAAACCAAACCCAUGCGAGCAGCCCAGACUGCUGUCGUGAUUUCCGUUUCGCAGCCUGCGUGCUUUUUCUUGGGGCAGUCGUGGCCUCCAGCGACGAUGUAGAGCGCACUCGAAUCCUGUCUGAGAUCGAGGCGCUUCGUGGCCAGCUUCGCGAGCAGCGGAGCAUCAUCCAGCAGCAGUUUGUCCAGUUGGCCGACCUUGAAGAAGAAGAGCGUCGCUUGCAAGUUGUGGGCGAUGUCACCAGUGCCACCUGGCAAACCACGAAAGCCGCGCUCGAAGGGACGGACGGCAGCAUGGCUGCUGCCAUGGACAGCCUCUGGCUUUGCUUAUGUGGCGCCCUGGUGAUGUUCAUGCAUGCUGGAUUUGCCAUGCUGGAGACUGGCUGCUGCCGCUCCAAGAAUGCGUCCAAUGUGCUGAUGAAGAAUUUGGUGAACGUUUGCGUUGGAACUCUUGGCUGGUGGAUUCUGGGCUGGGCCUUUGCUUACGGAGCUGGCAUUAACCGCUUCAUCGGCACCACAGGCUUCCUAGGAGAAGGGUUUUACACAAAAGAUGCUGCUGGCACGAUCAUUCCUUUGUCGUGUGCGAACAACGCUUGCCAGAGCACCAUGCUGAGUUGGUUCUUUCAGUGGGCCUUCUGCACAGCUGGAGCCACGAUAGUCAGUGGAGCCGUGGCUGAGCGUGUUCAGGGCCCCACCUACGCCAGCUAUGCCUUCGUCAUGACCAGCCUGAUUUAUCCGGUGAUAGUUCAUUGGACUUGGAGUGGUUCAGGCUUCCUCGGAGACAUCUUGGACGUUGGUGUUAUGGACUUUGCUGGAAGUGGCAUCGUGCACUUAACAGGUGGAGUUAGCGGUCUUGCAGGAACAAUUGUCCUUGGACCCCGAAAGGGCCGCUUCGUCAAUCCGGAAGACUUUGAGCCGCACAAUCUUCCGCUUGUUGUUUUUGGCACGUUUGCUUUGUGGUUUGGCUGGUAUGGCUUCAACCCAGGUUCAACCCUGGGAAUGCCUGAUGCUGAAACUGGUGCUUUGGCCGCGCAGGUAGCCAUGAACACCACACUUGCUGCAGCCACGGGUGGCAUCACGGUUUUCAUUUUGCGCUACGUCCUCCUCCGCAAGUACGACGUAGGCGGACUUUGUAACGGCAUUUUGGCGGGGCUGGUAUCCAUCACGGCUCCAUGCGGCAACGUUGAAUGCGGCAGUGCGUUUGCCAUUGGAUUUGUUGGUGCCUUAGUUUAUCAGAGCUCGUCUAUGCUCCUCCAGAAGUUGAAAAUCGAUGACCCCGUGGAUGCAAGCCCAGUCCACGGCUUUUGUGGAAUUUGGGGCGUGCUUGCUGCCGGCCUGUUUGACUGGGGCAAGGGCUUCGACCACUUCCAUGGCUGGAGCGGCUGGGGGUGCAUGAGUGACAGCAAUGGUUGCAAGACUGACAUCAACGGUACCGCUCUUGGUGCGCAGUUCCUUUUGAUCCUCAUGGUGAUCGCCUGGGCUGGCACCAUCUCUGCCUUGACCUUCGCCUUGCUCAAGUGGUGGGGAGCCCUGCGAAUCUCUGAGGACACUGAGGAUGUCGGGGACGUCACAUUGACUCCCAUCCAGGCCCAGAAGGAUGGCCGUCUUCGAGUCUUUCGGUUUGCGACGAUGAAGAUGGUCCGCGCGUAUGAUGAAUCCAUGGAAAUGUUCACGGCGGCACAGAGCGACCCCAACAUGGGCGACCUCCACCUGGAUAGGUUUGACUUCGGACGCCGGAUCGCGGUUGAGAAAGAAAUGCGUAAAUCUCCUGCGCAGAUGUACCAGCAGGCCGUUUUCGAUGAGUCCUGCAACUUCUUGGUCUUCACAUCGCUUAUCGGCGUCAAGAUUGUCAACCUGCACACAAACAAGCUUGUGAAGAUCCUGGGCAAGGUCGAGCAGACAGAGAGAUUCUUGGGUCUGGCCCUCUACCAGGGCAAAGCUGUGAAGAAGAAGGCAGCUCUGGGUGAGUCUGUAGUAGAAGGGGAGAAUGACCAGAAGGAGUCGGCAGACCCAAUUGCCUUGGUCACAGCGUACAAGAAAAACAGGUUCUACUUGUUCAGCACCAGAGAGCCGCCUGAAACAACGGCAGAUCUAGGAAGAGACAUCUUCAAUGAGAAGCCGAGCAAGGAAGAUGCAGCCGUGGCAGCUUCAAUCAGGACAGAAAAUCCACUUGGAAAGCAAGCCACAAUCCACACCACCAUGGGGGACAUUGUCGUGAAACUCUUCUACCAGGAGUGCCCCAAGACGGUUGAAAACUUUACCGUCCACUCCAAGAACGGCUAUUACGACAACAUCAUCUUCCACAGAGUCAUCCAGGGCUUCAUGAUCCAGACGGGAGAUCCGCAGGGUGAUGGCACUGGUGGUGAGAGUAUAUGGGGAGGUGAGUUUGAGGAUGAGUUCCAUCGCAACCUGAAGCACGAUCGUCCCUUCACUCUUUCCAUGGCCAAUGCAGGGCCAAACACCAACGGCUCCCAAUUCUUUGUCACCACGGUGCCAUGUCCGUGGCUGGACGGCAAGCACACAGUCUUCGGGCGAGUGUUGCAGGGUAUGGAUGUGGUUCAAAACAUUGAGAAGACGCAAACGAACUGUGAUGACAGGCCCCUGGUGGACAUCAAGAUCAUGGCUAUCAAGAUUAUCAGCUAA